UCGAAGAUGAAGAAGGUGUCGUGUAACUUUUCUUCGCACUACCGGGCGAGUGGCCAAAAAACGGAGAACUCCACAGAAAGCAAUGGCCAAACAUUAGGUUCGACGUUAGCCUACGAAAACCCAGCCAUCAGCGUUUCUUCCACCAGCAUCAACCAUCUUCAUAGGAGAGAUUCCGGCAUUUUAGGCAGCAACAACUUCUUAGUGGUAGACCAGACCAAGAGCACCUUCAAAGAAAAACUGAAAAAACUAGUGAAGUGCUCGAGGAAGAAAUGCCAACACGCAUUGACCAAGAAAACCCUCUUCAAGAGGCUGCCCGUUCUGUCAUGGUUGCCAAACUACAACAUGUCAUACGCGGUGGGCGACUUGGUGGCGGGGAUAACAGUCGGUUUGACUUUGAUCCCGCAGGGACUGGCAUACGCUGGGAUAGCGGGGUUGCCGCCAGAGUACGGAUUGUACGGAUCCUUCUUAGGGUGUUUCAUCUACAUAGUAUUCGGUAGCUGCAAGGACGUGUCCUUCGGGCCGACCGCGAUUUCAUCGCUGUUGACGUUCCAGGCUACCAACGCGUUGGGGCCGGAGCACGCGAUCCUCCUUUGUUUUUUCACGGGCUUGCUGCAGAUAGUCAUGGGCCUCUUUGGACUGGGAUUUUUGAUAGACUUUGUGUCGGGCCCCGUAUCCUCAGGAUUCACAUCGGCUUGCGCCCUUAUCAUCGUCACGUCACAAGUAAGAGACGUCUUAGGCAUCACAGCCUCAGGUACCACAUUUAUACGAACUUGGAGGAGCAUAUUUCAGGACAUACACAACACCCAACCGUGGGACGCAGUCAUGGGAAUAUCUUGCAUCGUUAUACUACUCAUAAUGAGGUUUAUCGGCUCUAUCAGCUUAGGACCGAAAGGACCAGACGCGCAACCAACGACCUGCCGCAAAAUCGUCAACAAAUUUCUCUGGUUCAUAGGCACCGCCAGAAACGCCAUUCUAGUCAUCGUAUGCGCCGUGAUUAGUUACAUCCUUUGCCUCAGCGGGCCGCCACCGUUCGUAGUGAUUGGUGAUGUUCCCCCCGGCUUACCUUCCGUUAAAGUGCCACCUUUCGGUGGGUUUACCAGAGAAGUGAACGGGACCGAAGUCGAGUUCACCUUUUGGGACAUGAUGGGGAACUUAGAGAGCGGUAUCAUCGUGAUGCCACUACUUGGGUUGCUGGAGACGAUCGCUAUCUGUAAAGCUUUUUCAAACGGAAAGCCCGUAGACGCAACCCAGGAGCUCUACGCGUUGGGCUUCUGUAACUUCGCGAAUUCCUUCGUCCAGGGCUUCCCAGGUGCCGGAGCUCUGGCUAGAAGCGCCGUUAACAAUGCCAGCGGUGUAAGGACCACCCUGGGAGGGCUCUACACCGGUAUUCUAGUCAUAGCGUCUCUCCUGGUAUUCACCCCGUACUUCUACUACAUUCCGAAAGCCUGUCUUGGGGGCAUCAUCAUAGCGGCCGUCAUCUUUAUGGUGGAGUUCAAAGUUAUUAAGCCGAUGUGGAGAUCGAAGAAAAGUUGCUUUGUGGUUGCCCUCAUAACAUUCAUAGCCUGCUUGGUGCUACCUUUGGAAAUCGGUAUACUGGUAGGAAUCGGAGUGAACUUGCUGUUCAUUUUGUAUCAUGCUGCUAGACCAAAAAUCAGUGUUGAAAAACUCCAGACGAACCACGGCACCGAUUACCUCCUACUGACCCCAGAUAGAUGCCUUAUUUUCCCUUCCGUAGACUACGUACGGAACCUAGUGACAAAGCAGAGCCUCCGUCAAGGAAUUCCCGUCGUAAUAGACUGCACGCACAUAUACGGCGCAGAUUAUACAGCGGCAAUAGCGAUAGACACCAUAACGCAAGACUUUGCUUCCAGAGAUCAGCCGCUGCUGUUCUACAACCUGAAACCGUCGGUUUGCACGGUAUUCGAAGGGCUUUCCCCCAAAGACUUCAUAGUUUUUUACAACGAAGACCAGAUAGACGACCUGCUGAUCGAGCGGAACUCCGCCAAGAAGCAUAACGAAAUAUUAGGAGUGUAAAAAUUCAGUCUAAAUCGUGUUGCUAUGUUUUAAUGAGAAUAUGUAAUCCGAUCUGAAUAAGAUCUGAUACGAUUGGAAAUAGGUUCUCCCGGUUUGGUAUACAGAGCCGUCAUAAAUGAUUACAAGCCACGUGACUGCCGAGUUCAGGCAACCAACAUUGCACUAGUGGCACUGUCAUCUAAAAAUCCUUAAACCUUAGCAUCAUCAGCAUUAAUGAUUCAUUUAUAAUGAAGAAUGAUAAACCCUUGCAUUUACACUAGAGGCAAUCGAUCGAAUAAAAUGUCAUGAAAAAUUACACCAAUCACAGCCGAUGAAACAGAAUUGGCUUAAUAAUUUUUAAUUUUACCAAAAUAUAUCUGCCAAUAUGAAGGAAACAAAGUUACUGGUCACUUGUAAUCAUUUUAUGCUUAUUAUCCCACUUCUGAUAUAUUUUAAAUAUAAACAUAUUUGUGCCAUUUUGGCAGUAAAAAUCAAUUAACAAGCAUAUAAAAAUUGUACUGUAAAUCAUUUGGGAGAUCUUCUCAGGGAGAAAGGAGAAAUAAACACAAAAAUCGUUUAUAUUUGUAUUUCAUAUAUUUUUGUAGACCCAUUUUGCGUUAUAUAGAACGUUAUCAUCGUUAUAAUCGAUGGACAAUAUAAUUUAAAGUAUUUCGUGAAUCCGUGAUAUAACAACGUUCUGUAUAGUUCAAAAUGACUUUUACUCUUUACGAUCAGUAUUUUAUAUUAUUUUUUUUUUCACUAGUUAAUUUCUUAUUUGUAUAGCUUACAUCAUGCGAUGUAAACUGUAAUAUCUAUACACUUCCUUAUGUAGAUUAGACAAUAAACUGUGAUAUUAUAUUUCUAAUAAAUAAUGUUGUGUUCAA
Messenger RNA from Anoplophora glabripennis (Asian longhorned beetle), 2897 nucleotides. Its product is annotated as sodium-independent sulfate anion transporter. Gene Ontology annotation, molecular function: sulfate transmembrane transporter activity. Gene Ontology annotation, cellular component: membrane. The transcript is spliced from 8 exons. The coding region runs from base 7 to 2034 and encodes 675 amino acids. The record is from RefSeq and is a predicted model, not a curated record. Gene Ontology annotation, biological process: transmembrane transport. Lineage: Eukaryota; Metazoa; Arthropoda; Insecta; Coleoptera; Cerambycidae.